Messenger RNA from Rotaria sp. Silwood1, 348 nucleotides. The record is from the annotation of a GenBank genome assembly. Lineage: Eukaryota; Metazoa; Rotifera; Eurotatoria; Philodinida; Philodinidae.
AUGAAUGAAUAUUUUUUCUUUGAUUUAGUUUUGCUCAAUUUUUUAUUUUCACCAUUAUUUACUGCAUCAUCUACUGAUCGUGAAUUAGAAGCAGUCAAUUCUGAAUAUGAGGGAAAUUUAUUUAAAGAUGUACGACGUAUAACUCAAUUAGAAAAAUCCACAUCAGAUUCAGAACAUCCAUAUUCAGAAUUUCCUAGUGGCAAUACAGAAUCAUUAAGAAUAACGCCUAAACAACGUGGAAUUGAUAUUCGAGAAGUACUUCUAGAUUUUUAUAAAGCUCAAUAUUCAUCAAAUCGAAUGAGUUUAGCUGUUCUUGGCAAUUGUAUGUUAUUAGACUUUUUUUUUUGA